Messenger RNA from Vigna angularis (adzuki bean), 6320 nucleotides. RefSeq names its product DDB1- and CUL4-associated factor homolog 1. The coding region runs from base 240 to 6053 and encodes 1937 amino acids. Gene Ontology annotation, biological process: protein ubiquitination. The record is from RefSeq and is a predicted model, not a curated record. Gene Ontology annotation, molecular function: protein binding. NCBI's taxonomy places the organism in Eukaryota, Viridiplantae, Streptophyta, Magnoliopsida, Fabales, Fabaceae. The transcript has 14 exons. Gene Ontology annotation, cellular component: Cul4-RING E3 ubiquitin ligase complex; nucleus.
UUGGUUUGUGCGGUGCCCUUUCCCACUGUCUUUCUUUCUUUCUCUUUUUUUCUUUCUUCUACAUUUAUUCUUCUCUCUGCUCUCACCUCUGCAACUGAAACAAUCAGCAUACACUCAUAACCCUAUUUUGUAAUAUACACACUAUUCAUAUUAAGCACAUAAUACAAAACAAAAAAGAACCAAAUCACAUAUACCAUCAUCAUCAUAUAUAAUAAGAUUAUCCUCUCUCAGUGUCGCUGAUGGAGGAUCAAGCGAAUCAAGCGCCACCGCAGCACGAUGAAGAGGAGGAUUCUAAGAAGGAAGAAGAUGAAUUGGUAACGAAGGUUAACAAACUCAUGGAGAAGAUCACUUCCACGCCUGAUAACCCUAACGCCACCGUUCUCCACGCUCUUGCCUCCAUUCUCGAAACGCAAGAGUCAAGAUACAUGGAUGAGAAUGGCCAUUCUUCCUCCAGUACUGCCCGUGCCGCUCAUGUCAUUGGUCGUCUUGGAGGUUUAAUUCGGGAAAAUGAUGAGUUUUUUGAGUUGAUAUCUUCAAAGUUUCUGUCAGAGACAAGAUACUCAACUUCUGUUCGAGCUGCUUCUGGAAGACUUCUCCUAUGCUGUUCACUAACAUGGAUUUAUCCUCAUGUUUUUGAAGAACCGGUCAUGGAAAACAUAAAAAAUUGGGUGAUGGAUGAUAACACUGGGCUGUCUUCUGAAGAGCAGAAUCUGAAGCAUAGUUCCGGGAGAAGGGAGGCAUCAGACUCUGAAAUGUUGAAAACCUACUCUACUGGACUCCUUGCUGUUUGUUUGGUUGGUGGAGGUCAAAUUGUUGAAGAUGUAUUGACAUCUGGCUUGUCAGCUAAGCUUAUGCGAUAUCUUCGUUUACGUGUUCUGGGAGAGACAAGUAGCAAUCAGAAAGAUGUUACUCAUAUGACAGAGAGUAGGCAUGCAUCUGCGAAUACUUCAGGGAGAGCUAGAGAUGACGGUCGUGGCAGAUUUCGCCAGCUCCUUGAACCAAAUCAUUUGGAUGAUACUAGGAUGAUUGAUGAGAGAUCUUUAGAUGAUGUAAGUCUUGAAAGGGCUCCAGAUAGAAGCAUUAGUGGACAAACACAUCAAGAAGGAUCUUGGAUAGAAGGUGAACCACCUGAUGGGCUUGGUGAAGGUGUUGAUGUCCAGGAGGUAGAUUCUGAUGGGGAAGAUAGAUGGCGUUACAGAGAUAUACGUGAUGGAAGGAUAAAAUACAGUGAGCAUGAUGACAAUGUUAGAGAUGACUCUUCAAGGCGGCGUUCAAACCGUGGAUGGGGAAGAUCUAAAGGGAAAGGAAGGGUCACUGAAGGGACUGUAGAGAGUGAUUCCAUUUUAUCAUCUCCUGGUUCUGGUAGUAGAUUAGUACAGGGUCGGAGAGAUAGAAGCGUAAUGAGGAAUGCUGAUUUUAGGAGGGUGGCUGAGUCUAAGAAGACCCUUGGCAGGAUCUCUUUGGAGUCUUCUGGUUUUGAAAGAGAUGAUCACGAUGAUUGUUUCCAUGAAUGCCGAAUUGGAAAUAAAGAUAUAACUGAUCUUGUCCGGAAAGCAGUUCAAGCUGCUGAAGCUGAAGCCAGAUCAGCCAAUGCACCCGAAGAAGCUGUCAAAGCAGCUGGUGAUGCUGCUGCUGACCUGGUUAAAACUGCAGCUUCAGAGGAAUAUAAAUCCUCUGAUAAUGAAGAAGCAGCUUUUUUGGCUGCUUCUAAAGCUGCAUCAACUGUUAUUGAUGCUGCAACUGCAGUUGAAGUUUCAAGGAGUUCUAUUGGCAACAAUACUGUAACAGAGAACGAGAGUGGCAAAGAAACAGAAACUAAUGAGGAUGUGGAAGAGUACUUCAUCCCAGAUACUCAAUCACUUGCACAGUUGAGGGAAAAAUAUUGCAUUCAGUGUCUUGAGUUACUUGGAGAAUAUGUAGAAGUACUUGGCCCUGUGUUGCACGAGAAGGGAGUUGAUGUGUGUCUUGCACUUCUGCAGCAGAAUUCUAAACAUCGGGAGCCAUCCAAGGUUGCUUUGCUGUUGCCCGAUGUCAUGAAGCUAAUAUGUGCUUUGGCUGCACAUAGGAAAUUUGCUGCACUUUUUGUGGACCGAGGGGGAAUGCAAAAGCUUCUUGCUGUCCCUAGAAUGGCACAGACUUUCUUUGGUCUUUCUUCUUGUCUAUUCACUAUUGGCUCUCUUCAGGGUAUAAUGGAAAGGGUUUGUGCUCUUCCAUCACAAGUUGUUUAUCACGUUGUUGAGUUAGCUCUACAACUUCUUGACUGCAAUCAAGAUCAAGCCCGUAAGAAUGCAGCAUUGUUUUUUGCUGCUUCGUUUGUCUUCAGAGCUGUUCUUGAUGCCUUUGAUUCCCUAGAUGGAUUACAGAAAUUACUGGGCCUUCUAAAUGAUGCUGCUUCUGUAAGAUCAGGAAUAAAUUCUGGAGCCUUGAGUUUAUCUAACUCAGGAUCACUUCGAAAUGAUCGAUCAUCUGCAGAAGUGCUGACAUCAUCUGAGAAGCAGAUAGCCUAUCACACUUGUGUUGCUUUGAGGCAAUAUUUCAGGGCCCAUCUCCUUGUGUUAGUGGACUCCAUUCGUCCUAACAAGAGCAAUCGUAGUGCUGCUAGAAAUAUUCCAAGUGUAAGGGCUGUGUACAAGCCCCUUGAUAUUAGUAAUGAGGCAAUGGAUGGAGUAUUCCUACAAUUACAAAAGGACCGGAAGCUAGGUCCUGCAUUUGUUAGAACACGUUGGCUAGCUGUUGAGAAGUUCUUGGCAUCUAAUGGACAUGUUACCAUGUUGGAGUUAUGUCAGGCCCCACCAGUGGAGCGAUAUCUGCAUGAUCUGCUUCAGUAUGCUUUGGGUGUUCUGCACAUUGUUACAUUGGUACCUAGCAGUCGUAAGAUGAUCGUAAAUGUAACUUUAAGCAACAAUCGUGUUGGUAUUGCGGUAAUUUUGGAUGCUGCAAAUAUAGCUAGUAAUCAUGUGGACCCAGAGAUAAUUCAACCAGCACUAAAUGUUUUAGUCAAUCUUGUUUGCCCUCCUCCUUCAAUAAGCAAUAAACCGGCUAUGGUUGCACAAGGUCAGCAGUUGCCAUCCUCCCAGACAUCUAAUGGUCCUCCCUCAGAGACUAGAGAUAGAAAUGCUGAACGAAGUGUUUCAGAUCGAGGUGUUCACUCUACUAGCCAGAUUGAUCCUAGGGAGAGGAAUGGGGAGUCCAAUGCUAUAGAUCGAGGCAAUGCUGCAAGCUUAAGUACACAGGCUGUUGGUAGUACUCCACAAACUCCAGUUGCUUCUGCAACUUCUGGAUUGGUUGGCGACCGAAGAAUAUCUUUGGGUGCAGGAGCAGGUUGUGCAGGCCUUGCUGCACAACUGGAACAAGGAUAUCGUCAGGCAAGAGAGACUGUCCGAUCCAAUAAUGGUAUAAAGGUUCUUCUUCAUCUCCUCCAACCACGAAUAUAUUCACCUCCUGCUGCACUGGACUGUCUUCGGGCCCUAGCAUGUCGAGUCUUGCUUGGAUUAGCCAGAGAUGAUACAAUUGCACACAUAUUGACAAAGCUCCAGGUUGGGAAAAAGCUGUCAGAACUGAUUCGGGAUUCUGGUAGCCAAACUCCUGGAACGGAGCAGGGUAGGUGGCAAGCUGAACUUUCCCAGGCUGCCAUUGAGCUUAUUGGGAUUGUGACUAAUUCUGGCCGUGCAAGUACAUUAGCUGCUACUGAUGCAGCUACUCCUACUUUAAGGCGCAUAGAAAGAGCAGCUAUUGCUGCUGCUACUCCUAUUACUUACCAUUCAAGGGAACUUUUGCUUCUAAUUCAUGAACACCUACAGGCAUCUGGAUUGGCACAAACUGCUUCUAUGUUGCUUAAAGAGGCACAGUUUACUCCUUUGCCAUCAUUGGUUCCUGCCUCUUCUCUUCCACAACAGCCCACAACACAGGAAGCUUCUUCAACACAAAUUCAGUGGCCCUCUGGUCGUACUCCUUCUGGAUUUCUCUCUAACAAAUUAAAGUUUAACUCAAAGGAUGAGGAUCCCGUCUUCAAAAGUGAAUCUGUCUCUGCAAAGAAAAAAUCACUAACUUUCUCAUCAUCUUUUCAUUCAAGACUCCAACUUCUUGAUUCUCAACAAUCAUCUGUGAGGAAAUUGUCAAAUACUGUUAAAGAAUCUUUAGAAACUAGUGUAGUAGAGACUGGAUCGGAAUCUUCAGUGAAACAUAACAUUGAUAAUGGAUCUCAGUUUAAGACUCCAGUAGCUGUGCUAGCAAAACGGAAGUUAUCUGAUUUGAAGGACAUAUCAAUGUUUUCUUCAUCUGGAAAACGAUUAAAUGUUGGGGAUCAAGGACUCCGCUCUCCUAUUUGUUCAAGUGCAAUUCGUAAAAGCAGCCUGCAACCUGAUGCAGUUGGACUUUUCACCCCAACUUGUAACGUGAAAAAUCAACAUAGCCGUUGUACGGGUGACUUGGUGGACGAGAAUCAGUGCAGUAUGUCAAAUCUAUGUCAGAUGACACCAUCCUCCCAAGUUUUAAACGACCUUCAGCCCAGCAACCCUGAGCGUGUAACAUUAGAUUCUCUAGUGGUUCAGUAUUUGAAGCAUCAACAUCGCCAAUGUCCAGCUCCUAUCACAACACUUCCUCCACUGUCACUUCUGCACCCGCAUGUCUGUCCUGAACCAAAGCGAAGCCUUGAUGCGCCUUCUAAUGUGACCGCAAGGCUUGGUACACGCGAGUUUAAAUAUAUGUAUGGUGGAGUACAUGGGAAUCGCAGGGAUCGUCAAUUUGUUUACAGUCGGUUUAGGCCUUGGCGAACAUGUCGGGAUGAUGCUGGUGCCUUGUUAACAUGCAUUACAUUUGUUGGGGACUCCUCUCAUAUUGCUGUUGGAAGCCAUAAUGGGGAGCUCAAAUUUUUUGAAUCCAACAACAGCAAUGUAGUAGAGAGUUUCACAGGUCAUCAGGCUCCUUUGACUCUUGUUCAGUCUUUUGUUUCAGGCGAGACCCAGCUAUUACUUUCUUCAAGCUCCCAAGAUGUUAGAUUGUGGGACGCAACUUCAAUUUUAGGUGGUCCUAGCCAUUCAUUUGAAGGGUGCAGGGCAGCCAGGUUUAGCAAUUCUGGGAAUGUUUUUGCAGCCCUGUCAUCAGAAUCUUCCCGACGGGAGAUCCUCUUGUAUGAUAUCCAAACAUGUCACUUAGAGUCGAAGUUGACAGAUACAUUUGCAACUUCUACAGGGCGUGGUCACGUUUAUUCUUUAAUCCAUUUUAAUCCUUCUGACUCAAUGCUUCUUUGGAAUGGUGUCUUGUGGGAUCGACGUGUCUCUGGUCCUGUUCAUCGCUUUGAUCAGUUUACAGAUUAUGGUGGUGGAGGCUUUCAUCCUGCUGGCAACGAGGUUAUUAUAAACUCUGAAGUCUGGGAUCUGCGCAAGUUCAGAUUGCUACGCAGUGUGCCUUCAUUGGAUCAAACAUCAAUAACAUUCAAUGCGCGUGGUGAUGUAAUGUAUGCUAUCUUAAGGAGAAAUCUUGAGGAUGUAAUGUCAGCAGUCCACACUCGACGCGUCAAGCAUCCUCUUUUUUCAGCUUUCCGCACAGUGGAUGCAGUUAAUUAUUCUGACAUUGCAACUAUCCCUGUGGAUCGCUGUGUUCUUGAUUUUGCAACUGAGCCUACAGACUCAUUUGUUGGGCUGAUUACCAUGGAUGAUCAGGAUGAGAUGUAUGCUUCUGCCAGAAUAUAUGAAAUUGGUCGUCGGAGGCCAACGGAUGAUGAUUCCGAUCCUGAUGAUGCUGAAAGUGAGGAGGAGGAUGAGGAUGACGACGAUGAUGAUGGUGAUGUUGAUCCUCUUUUAGGCCCUGGUCUUGGUGGGGAUAGUGGCAGUGAUGCUGAUGAUAUGAGCAAUGAUGACGAGGAGGAUGAUAGUGUGAGUGAUCUUGAUGAAGAUGAGGAUGGAGAUUUUAUUUUGGAUGAUGUAGACUUUGAUGGUGGACCUGGCAUAUUGGAGAUCGUGACAGAAGGUGACGAAGAUGAUGAUGAUAGUCAGGUACUUGAAUCCUUAAGUAGUGAUGAUGAGGAUUUUGUGGGUAAUGGCUUUGGGUAUUAAUUUUUAAUCGAGGAUAAGCUGUAAUUAUUUUCUUUCUUCAUUAUAUUCAUUUUUGAGCGAAAUGUCAAUUAUUUUGGCUCAAAAUUUUGCUGUUAUCUUUCACCUUUAUGUCAUGCGAAUUUAUUACGCCGGAAGGUUUAGAAAUGCAGUUGUAUAUAAUAAUUGUUACAAACCGCAGUUCUACCGAGAGCCACUUUGUGGUCCUCCGUGCUAUGAUCUAAUAGAGGAAGAAGGAAGAGUCUACUCCUUAACUGUAUUUAUCAACCA